Molecule: messenger RNA, 1812 nt
Organism: Sesamum indicum (sesame)
Lineage: Eukaryota; Viridiplantae; Streptophyta; Magnoliopsida; Lamiales; Pedaliaceae
Gene: FAD6
Product: fatty acid desaturase 6
Biological process (GO): lipid metabolic process
Molecular function (GO): oxidoreductase activity
Source: RefSeq, a predicted model, not a curated record
GUUAGUGGCUGUGAAGAUUGGGCGGUUUGGUCCUCAACAAUUUGUGUCCACACCAAAUGAAUCUGUGCACUGUGUGCGAAUGAGUAUAUAAAGGCCCCCUACCCACACCAUCCUGAGAUUCAGGGCCCAUCGUUCUUUGCAAUUUUAUCUUCAGAAGUGCUCGCUGCCCAUUGCUGAGCUGUUGAGGAGAGGGAGUAUCUUUUGAAGAAGAAAUCGAAAAGGGGUCUCUUGAAUUCUAGUUUUUCUGGGCAGCCAUGGCCUGUAGAAUUGCGCACUCGAGCUUCCUUUUCCUGGGACCCCAGAAAAGGCCGACUGAGGGCAACAGGAUUUUCCCCCAGAGUUCAGCUUCAUCAGGUGCAUAUCUUCUGAAGUGGGAAGGUCUACCUCAAAGAAGAAGCAAACAGAACCAAAGUCUUAUAUCCUUCAGAAAACACAAAGUUGUGAAAGCUGUGGCAGUCUCUGUGGCACCACCUCCAGCAGACAGUGCAGAACACAGGCAGCAAUUAUGUCAAGAAUAUGGUUUUCGGCAGAUUGGAGAAACCCUUCCCGAUAAUGUGACUCUGAGGAACAUAAUUGAUACACUCCCAAAAAAGGUCUUCGAGAUUGAUGAUGUAAAAGCUUGGAAGUCUGUGUUGGUAUCUGUCACUUCCUAUGCUUUGGGGAUCUUCAUGAUUGCAAAAGUACCAUGGUAUUUGCUUCCUCUAGCUUGGGCUUGGACUGGAACUGCAGUUACGGGGUUCUUUGUUAUAGGACAUGAUUGUGCACACAAAUCAUUUUCGCGGAACAAAUUGGUCGAAGACAUUGUUGGAACUCUGGCCUUUCUGCCACUGAUAUACCCGUAUGAACCAUGGCGAUACAAGCACGACAGGCAUCAUGCAAAAACAAAUAUGUUGGUAGAGGAUACAGCAUGGCAACCUGUUGACCCAGAGGAAUUUGAUUCUUCUCCAGUUCUUCGGAAGGCAAUUAUAUACGGAUAUGGGCCAUUCAGACCAUGGAUGUCUAUAGCACACUGGUUAAUAUGUCACUUCGAUUUGAAAAAGUUCAGACCUAAUGAAGUUAAUAGAGUGAAGAUAAGCUUGGCUUGUGUGUUUGCUUUCAUGGCAAUUGGGUGGCCGUUGAUAAUCUAUAAAACUGGCAUCAUGGGGUGGAUCAAAUUCUGGUUGAUGCCAUGGUUAGGUUAUCACUUCUGGAUGAGUACUUUCACAAUGGUCCAUCACACAGCACCUCAUAUACCCUUUAAAUCCUCGGAGGAGUGGAAUGCUGCUCAAGCCCAACUCAAUGGCACUGUCCACUGUGAUUAUCCCAGUUGGAUCGAAGUUCUUUGCCAUGAUAUUAACGUUCACAUUCCUCAUCAUAUCUCCCCCAGAAUACCAAGUUAUAACUUGAGGGCAGCUCAUCAAUCCCUCCAAGAAAACUGGGGAAAGUACAUGAAUGAGGCUACAUGGAACUGGCGUCUGAUGAAGACAAUUUUGACUGUUUGUCAUGUUUACCACAAGGAGCAAAACUACAUCGCCUUUGACGAGCUCGCCCCUGAAGAUUCUCAACCAAUCACAUUCCUUAAAAGAGUAAUGCCCGAUUAUGCUUGACUUAUUGGAAGCCGUCCACAGCCAUUUUUGUCGAGUCUUACUCCUCUACAGCAUUUACCGGUCAAGUCAGGUGUGGUAGCAUAGGAAAAUACAUAUCAGCUUUCUCAUCUCUGAAUAAUUCUUUUAAGUUGCAUGUCUUAAUAUAGAGUUGCUUCAUUAAAUGUAUCCAUGACCUUCAAUUUCCAAUUCAAUUUUCUAAUAAAAAAACUCUACUUCUGUCGUAGUA